This is a messenger RNA of Heterobilharzia americana, 2814 nucleotides long. NCBI's taxonomy places the organism in Eukaryota, Metazoa, Platyhelminthes, Trematoda, Strigeidida, Schistosomatidae. The record is from the annotation of a GenBank genome assembly.
AUGCAUUCUAAUGUAUUCAACAAUAAUUCCACUUUAAUUAAUGAUGAUAAUAAUUGUAUAGAUCAAAUUAAUAAUCAGAAUUGUUUAAAUUGGUAUGGUGGAGCUUGCCCAUCAUUUCUUAUCCCAGGAUCAUCAAUACCAUAUGCUUUAGAAGAACCACAUGGUAAUCCAUCAAUUAUUUUAAGUGUUCAGGAUAAUAUUAGUGAAGUCUACAAUUUGAAUGAACUUGGUGUCAUUAAAACGUUACACUAUAAUAAUUUUGUAUACUUAACAUUAUUUGGACCAUUGACAGAUUCUUUUCCAGAGAAAAUUAUUACUGAUUCAUUGGAUAGAAGAAAUUCAACAUUACCAGAUCUUGUUUUUGAUGUACUUCCUGAUUCAAAUUAUGUUGUUUGUGCAAUGAAAUCAACAAGACGUCAUUCACAGUUAUGGAAGUUAGCUGAAAAUGGUUUAAUCUAUCAUGAAGGUGCAUUCUCCAAACAUAAAGCUGAAUUUGUUUUGGAUGUUAAUCGUAAAGGAGAUCCAAAUGCCCGAUCAAAUGAACGACAUAUUCCCAACGAAUUAUUGGAUGCAGAAACUAUAGAACACUUUGAAGUUGUACAACUUCAUGGGCUAUUAGUUAAUAGUGCAUUGUUUUGUGUACAAAUGCAUCGGGAUCUAAUAGAUAAGCUAUCAUCAUCAACAACUUUAUUAGGUGAUGAUAAUGUCAUUGAUGAAAAUUAUAAUGAUACUACAACCAGUUUAUCACAUAUACCAUCAAAUCAACUUAUUUUAUUAGCAGCACGUCCACGUCCAUCAGCUACACGUUUAAUCAGUGCUUCAAUUACAUCUGCAAUUAUUUUACCAAUUUGGCUUCGUCCUGGUUCGGGUAAAUUACGUGUAUUCACCUACUUAGACAAAACUACACGUGUUCUACGCAUUGAAGAUGAUGAUAAUAAAAAUAUUACUACACAUAGUCCUAAGGUUGAAACUAUUUCACCUUGGAGAAGAAGAACAUCAGUUUCACUAACAGAUGCUUAUUCUCAAUGUGUCACGCCGUUGUAUGAAGGUGAUCUAAACCAACCAAAUCUACAUAAUGUAGCAGAUUUUCAACUUGUCACAAAUUUCAAGGCUAAUGUAACAUUACCCAUUGGAAUAGGAAUCAGUGUUAUAUCAUCAUUUAAUGAAGAGCUUAUCUAUGCAUCAGUGAUUAACUUCAAUUUAUCAUUAACUCAUACUUAUACAAGUAUGCUUAAUAAUAAUAACACUUCUAUAUUGGAUGAAUAUUCUACACUAAUGAUGACACAUGUUAACAAUUUAACAAACUGUUCAUAUCAUACUGAUAUAUCUAAUGAUCAUCAAUAUUUUUGUACUCCUUCUUGUAAUUGUGGUUUAAAUUCUGUCGAUUUGUCUAUUUAUCAUCCAUAUCAAAGUUUAUCAACUUCUUCUUCUUCUUAUAUCAAUGAAUUCAAUGAAGUUGAUAAUUUUGAUAACAAGUAUAAUGAAUAUAAACAUUUAUCACAUGUUAAAAAGGAAUCAUCGAUAAUUAAGACUUUGGAAACCUUAAAUUUAUGUAUUGGACAUUUUCAGAUUGACAGCCAGUUUGCCGGUGCUCUUCUCCCAGUACUCUUAUUUCAAGUCAAUACAAGACUGUUAACUAAUGAUGAGAAAAUUGAAACUAACGAAAAUACACAUCACCAAUCACAAGGGGAUUACAGAAGUGAUGAAUUGAAACAUCUAUCUAAACUGAAGAUUAUGUAUUGUCGUGAUGUUCAAAAUGAAUUACCUGUUUAUUUGUUUAAAAUUUUUCGGAUUGAUAUAAAUCCAGUGAAUAUACAAAUCGAAGAAUUACUCCUUCUUAAAUUGAUUCAAUUCUAUCAACAUGCUUUUGAAGAGAUAUAUGAAUUAAAUAUUUAUUCAGAAGAUUCAUAUAAUAAUAAUGAUAUAUCAUAUCGAAAUAAUAUUUCAGAUAAAAGACUAAAAGCUAUCUCGUGUAAUGAUGAAACUGAAAGUAAACUAUUUUGGUUUGAUCAAUUCUUUAUAAGUCCUAUCAAAAUGAAAUUAAGUGUACAGACAGCUAAGACAUCAUUGACUGAUUCUCACUUAGAGGGAGCUAAGCGUUUAUUACCAUCACUAAUGAGUUUCACAGGUGCAGAAAUACAAUUGGAUUUAGUAGAACGUUUAUAUGUGUUGGAAACUAUUCCACAGAUGAUAAAUUACCUUGAUACAUACUAUCGACUACAAUUUCGUGCACAUGCAUUGAAUAUAUUUGGAUCAGUUGAUUUCCUUGGCAAUCCUAUUGGUUUAAUUAAUGAUUUAAGUUCAGGUAUCUCUGGUCUAGUAGAAUUAGAUGUUGGUGGAUUAAUUCGACAUGUAGCACAUGGUGUUGGAGAUAGCGCAGCGAAAGUUGCUGGAAGUGUAUCACAAUUACUAAAUGCUAUGUCAUUAGAUGAUAAACAUCAACAAGAACGUGCAGUUAUACUUGGCAGUCGUGCAGAAACUUCAUCAUUACUCCAUUCAUCACAUUCUAUAUAUCCUACUAAUUGUAAUGAAAAGGAAUUAUCGUUGAAUUAUUCGUCUAAUAACAAUAAUGAUAAUGAUAAUAAUAAUAAUAAUAAUAUGGAUGAAUCUCUUGAUGAUUUUGAAUUAACUUGUCGUGAUAUCUAUUUGAAUAUGCAGCCGAAAAUGCUUAAAUCUGAUACGAUAUUAUCCCCAUCCCCUCCUCUUCCUCCUCCUCCUCAUCAUCAUCAUCAUCGUCAACAUUAUUACAUCAACAAAACGAGAAAAAAGUUCAACAGACAUUCGAUACAAAUCGGUCUGUUACAGCACCAUUGA